AUGCGUCUCUCAAUCUUCCUCUCAGCCAGCACUCUCCUCCUCACUCACCUAACAGAAGCAUGCUAUUUCAACGUAUACUCCACGACCGUUGGUACCUUCAAAGCACAACAUUCCGAGCCCCUCGAUCACAAUGGCGCACCCCAGACCCUCACUGGAAAAUAUCGUACCUGUUCUUUCUCAGCCGAUCUUGCCGACGGAUGUAUUGUAACAGUCGAGACCAAUGUUGGGUGUGGGAAUUUGACUUUCGAGAGGAUUGGUACUAACUGAGCUUGUAUGUGAAUAGAAGGCUAGCGUAGUCGUGGAAAGUAGGGGUGUUAGUUGUAUACUCAUGGGUAGACGAGGCUGAGAUGAUGCUGCACUGUGAUACUGAGAUCAAGUUAGUAGACUACGGAGUCCGCAGGCGGUCAGGAGUAUUAGCUGGGCGGUGUGGAAUAAUUUCCCAAUGAUAUGGUAACUAGUUCAAUGUACCUGCAUGCGAAAGAAACUAGCUUCAACAUUUUCAAAUUCGAAUAAACCUCAUCGCAAACAAUGUGCUACUCAAUUUAGCAAGAACAAGAAACAAACCCAGUAAUCGUUAAUCUUGUUUCUUUGAAAAUGGAGCUAAAAAAAAAAAAGAAAAGCACUGCCCACUGCCCACUGCCCAGAAACCGUCAACAACGACGACUAU
Molecule: messenger RNA, 667 nt
Organism: Botrytis sinoallii
Lineage: Eukaryota; Fungi; Ascomycota; Leotiomycetes; Helotiales; Sclerotiniaceae
Exons: 2
Coding region: 1-267 (88 amino acids)
Source: RefSeq, a predicted model, not a curated record